Molecule: messenger RNA, 1293 nt
Organism: Arachis ipaensis
Lineage: Eukaryota; Viridiplantae; Streptophyta; Magnoliopsida; Fabales; Fabaceae
Product: peroxisomal membrane protein 11D
Biological process (GO): peroxisome fission
Cellular component (GO): peroxisomal membrane
Source: RefSeq, a predicted model, not a curated record
UUGGAGAGUCUUGAAGUGCGUGUUACAACUUGCGACCCAAAACGACGCAGUUUCAUCCUUAUUUCAGAACACACAAAUCACAAUUUUUGUUUGUUUGUUUUAGAAGAGGGAGAACCAAACACGCCCUUAUCGCCAAAACACACCACCCUUUUAUCCCCAAAGAGCUAAAAGAGCCUCUUCACACACUUCAACUAUUAUUCUGAUUCUCAUAAUUAUCCAGCAAGAAUUCUCUUUCUUUUGAAAAUAGAGUAGGAUUCAUACCCAGUUGGUUCAUCCUAUGGGGUUUGCAGUUUGAGGUGCAAAAGGUGCAAGCUUUGGAGCGGUCAUAAACAUAGAAGAUGAGUACAUUGGAUGCAACUAGGGCGGAACUCGCUCUUCUAGUUUUGUACUUGAACAAGGCUGAAGCAAGAGACAAGAUAUGCAGGGCAAUACAAUAUGGUUCCAAGUUUUUGAGUAAUGGGGAACCUGGCACCGCCCAGAAUGUAGACAAACAAACCAGCUUGGCUAGGAAGGUUUUCCGUCUCUUCAAGUUUGUCAACGACCUGCACGGUCUGAUAAGUCCAACACCUCAGGGUACUCCCUUACCCCUAAUUCUAUUGGGAAAGUCAAAGAAUGCAUUACUCUCCACUUUCUUGUUUCUUGAUCAAUUUGUGUGGCUCGGUAGAUCCGGCAUCUACCAGAAUAAAGAACGAACUGAGCUAAUCGGCCGGAUAUCUCUCUACUGUUGGCUUGGCUCCUCGGCGUGUACCACCCUAGUUGAGCUUGGGGAACUUGGACGACUCUCUGGAUCGAUGAAGAAGUUGGAGAAACAACUCAAGGGCAGUAAUAAAUAUGAAAAUGAGCAAUACCGCGCCAAAUUAAAGGCCUCGAAUGAGAGGACUCUAGCACUCAUCAAAGCAGGCAUGGAUAUUGUGGUGGCUGUUGGACUGCUACAAUUGGCACCCAAGAAAGUCACUCCUCGCGUUACCGGCGCAUUUGGAUUUGUUACAUCUCUAAUCUCUUGCUAUCAGCUGCUUCCGGCCGCCGCGGCGAAGUCAAAAUCAUCAUGAAUGUGGAAGAACAGACUAGAGGGCUGUCAUCACCAUGCUUCGUUGUUGUUAAAUAAUAAUAAUAUGUGAAAUUAUUAGAAAAUGAUGGUGGUUGGUGUGAGCAUGGACCAACUUGUGACCUGUUAAGGUCUUUAGAUAUGUCACCAUAAUUAUAGUGCCUAUAUUGUUAUCAAUUGUCACUGUUCUAUUUUGCUUAAUAAAUAGUAGAAAAAAAAAUCCCUGUUUGGAAUUCUUCCCACAAUUG